Messenger RNA from Hymenoscyphus albidus, 400 nucleotides. NCBI's taxonomy places the organism in Eukaryota, Fungi, Ascomycota, Leotiomycetes, Helotiales, Helotiaceae. The record is from the annotation of a GenBank genome assembly.
AUGCAAUUCCUCUACGCUAUCACUGCAUUCACUACCUUGGCAGCAGGUCAAAAAGUUGGAGAUCUUACUGGGAACCCGGGAUGUCUUUUAUCUGAACUCAAGUGGGACAGCAAUGGGAAAUACAACCGCCCAGGUGGAUGGUCGGUAGGGCUUCUUCCCAAAUACGUAUCUCUAAAUUCUGUUUCAUUUGCUUUUUCUGACUCGGACCUUGUAGUGCAAAAUACAGCUUCCCACUGGGGUUGGAUGCGCGACAUUCGAAUGGACGGAUAAACUACCUUAUUGGGUUGUAAGUAUUUACCAGAAUGUUAAGUGGAUUGGGAAUGGUACUGAUUUCAUUCUUAGUGCGAAGGAGCAGGUGGCGAUUAGAUGGACUUUACAAGCAAUGACUGCUGCUGGAUAA